Messenger RNA from Synchiropus splendidus (mandarinfish), 4206 nucleotides. It is a transcript of the gene atp11b, whose product is annotated as ATPase phospholipid transporting 11B (putative). The record is from RefSeq and is a predicted model, not a curated record. Bases 257 to 3802 code for a protein of 1181 amino acids. Gene Ontology annotation, cellular component: endoplasmic reticulum; plasma membrane; recycling endosome. Gene Ontology annotation, biological process: phospholipid translocation. The transcript has 29 exons. Lineage: Eukaryota; Metazoa; Chordata; Actinopteri; Syngnathiformes; Callionymidae. Gene Ontology annotation, molecular function: ATP hydrolysis activity; magnesium ion binding; ATPase-coupled intramembrane lipid carrier activity.
AGAAGUUUGGCCACCAGGGGGUGGUGUCGGUGCGGAAAGGCAAGUGGUUGUCCGGCGGCGAUGCCCUGGACUCGUUGACAGCAGCCGCUGGUACUGUAUCUCUGACCUCCGCGCUGAACAUGACCCACCGUACUUCUGUCUUCAUGGCGACAGCCGCUGCAAGUGUAGUGUAAUAUGGAGAAGGGGAACCGGCCGCCGGGACAACAGAAGUCCGGGUCUGGAGCGUAGCCGGAGCUAACAGGGCUAACGAGUCAGGAUGUUGCGAUGGAUCCGACAGCAGCUGGGUUUGGACCCCCCUCAUCAGAGUGACACCAGGACCGUCUAUGUGGCCAACCAUUUCCCUCAGCAUGGACACUACGUUCCUGAGCGCUUUACAGACAACCGGAUCAUCUCAUCAAAGUACACCAUCUGGAAUUUUGUCCCAAAGAAUCUGUUUGAGCAGUUCAGAAGAAUUGCCAACUUCUACUUCCUUAUCAUCUUCCUGGUGCAGUUGAUGAUUGACACACCUACCUCGCCUGUCACCAGUGGACUUCCACUUUUCUUCGUCAUCACGGUCACAGCCAUUAAACAAGGUUAUGAGGACUGGCUGAGACACAAGGCUGACAAUGAGGUCAACAGUGCACCGGUUUAUGUGGUCCGCAGUGGGGGUCUGGUACAGACCCGUUCCAAGAACAUCAGGGUCGGAGACAUUGUCCGGGUUGCCAAAGAUGAAACAUUCCCAGUCGACCUGGUUUUACUGUCGUCAGAUCGUGCAGAUGGAACUUGUCACGUGACCACAGCAAGUCUGGAUGGAGAGACCAACCUCAAGACCCACCUUUCAGUGCCAGAGACCUCAGUUUGUCAGUCAGUCUCCAGGCUGGAAUCCCUGCUAGCUGUAGUGGAGUGUCAACAACCAGAGGCCGACUUGUAUCGGUUUGUGGGUCGGAUCACCGUGACUCAACAGGGUGAAGAGAUUGUCAGGCCUCUGGGUCCAGAGAACCUGCUGCUGAGAGGAGCCCGACUCAAGAAUACCAAGGAGAUUUUUGGUGUGGCGGUCUACACCGGCAUGGAAUCCAAGAUGGCGCUGAACUACAAGUGCAAGUCCCAGAAACGCUCUGCAGUUGAGAAGUCCAUGAACUCCUUCCUCAUCAUCUACCUGGUCAUCUUGCUGGCCGAGGCUGGACUCAGCACAGUUCUCAAGUACGCCUGGCAGGCCCAGGACAACUGGAGAGAACCCUUCUACAACCAGAUGACCGAGCAGGAGAGGAACAGUAGUCCGAUCCUGAAGUUUAUCUCCGACUUCUUGGCCUUCCUGGUCCUGUACAACUUCAUCAUUCCCAUUUCACUGUACGUGACUGUGGAGAUGCAGAAGUUCCUGGGGUCCUUCUUUAUCGGGUGGGACCUGGACCUGUACCACCCAGAGAGUCACCAAAGAGCCCAAGUUAACACUUCAGACCUGAACGAAGAACUGGGCCAGGUGGAGUAUGUCUUCACGGAUAAAACUGGAACCCUGACAGAGAAUGAGAUGUAUUUCCGGGAAUGUUCUAUCAACGGCAUCAAGUACCAGGAAGUCAAUGGGAAACUGGUACCAGAAGGACAGAAGAACCCUGCAGACUCAUCUGGAGUCAAAUUGGGUCAGGAAGAGAUACUGUUCUUGCAAGCGGUCUCUCUGUGUCACACCGUUCAGAUCAGCUAUGACCAGCCAGACUCUCUGCCCUUUGGAGGAGAUCCUUUCUCCCAUGUCAACGGCUUCACCUCGCCUCAUGUUGAGUAUUACGCCUCCUCUCCUGAUGAAAAAGCAUUGGUGGAGGCAGCCAGGAGAUUGGGUGUGGAGUUGGUGGACAACACCGCUGAGGUCAUGGAGAUUCAAACUUUGGGCAAAUCCGAGAAGUACAAGCGUCUGCACGUGCUGGAGUUUGAUGCUGAGCGUCGCAGGAUGAGCGUCAUUGUACAGACCCCUUCAGGAGUUAACGUUCUGUUCACUAAAGGAGCCGAGUCAGCAGUUUUACCUUUCAGCACCAGUGGAGCGAUCCACGAAACACAGAACCAUGUGGAUCAGUUUGCACGGAAAGGACUACGCACCCUGGUGGUUGCGUGCCGUCACUUCAGCCCAGAGCAGUUCGCAGACAUUGAGCGGAGACUGAACACAGCCCGAACGGCUCUGCAGCGGAGGGAAGAGCAGCUUCAGGAGGUCUACAGCUUCAUUGAGAGAGACCUCCAUGUGCUGGGAGCUACAGGUGUAGAGGACAGACUCCAGGACCAAGUCCAGGAGACCAUCCAGUCCUUGCGUCUGGCAGGAAUCAAAGUCUGGGUGCUGACUGGCGACAAACACGAGACGGCGGUCAGCGUCAGUGUGUCUUGUGGCCACUUCACCCGAAAUAUAAACAUACUGGAACUUUUGAGGCAGCAGACCGACAAUGAGUGUGUAGAGCAACUGCGAAGACUAAGCAGACGGGUGCAGCAGGACCAUGUGAACCAGUAUGGUCUGGUUGUGGAUGGUGCAAGUCUCUCUCUGGCUCUGAGGAAACACGAGAAGCUUUUCCUAGAAGUUUGUAGAAACUGUUCUGCCGUUUUGUGCUGCAGGAUGUCGCCCCUGCAGAAGGCCAAGGUGGUCCGUCUCUUUAAGACGUCUCCAGAAAAACCCAUCACGUUAGCUGUUGGAGACGGAGCCAACGAUGUCAGUAUGAUCCAGGAGGCAAACGUUGGCAUAGGAAUCAUGGGAAAGGAGGGACGGCAAGCAGUGAGGAACAGUGACUAUGCGAUUGCAAGAUUCAGAUUUCUGUCCAAACUGCUUCUGGUCCAUGGACACUUCUACUACGUGAGGAUCUCCACGCUGGUCCAGUACUUCUUCUACAAGAAUGUUUGUUUCAUCACGCCACAGUUUUUGUACCAGUUCUUCUGCCUCUUCUCACAACAAACGCUGUAUGACAGUGUGUAUCUGACUCUGUACAACAUCUGCUUCACAUCGCUGCCCAUCCUAGUCUACAGUCUGUUCGAGCAGCUGGUUCAUCCUCAGGUUCUACAGAACCAACCCAGCCUGUAUAGAGACAUCAGUAAGAACUCUCUCCUCUCCCUCCGCGCCUUCAUCUACUGGACUCUUCUGGGCUUCUGUCAUGCCUUCAUCUUCUUCUUCGGCCCUCUGGUUCUGCUGGGAGAGGACACGCCGCUCAUGGCCAGUGGGCAGGUUCGUGCGUGUGCUUGCCUUAGUGUGUGUCUGUGUCUCACUGGUGUCACUUGUGUCCCACAGAUGUUUGGUUCUUGGACCUUUGGGACACUGGUCUUCACUGUCAUGGUGGUCACCGUCACACUGAAGCUGGCUCUGGAGACUCACUUCUGGACCUGGAUGACUCACUUGGUGACAUGGGGUUCCAUCGCCUUCUACUUGAUCUUCUCGCUCUUCUACGGCGGAAUCAUCUGGCCCUUCCUUCACACGCAGGACAUGUACUCUGUGUUCGUGCAACUGCUCUCCUGCGGUUCUGUCUGGUUCUCCAUGUUCAUCAUCACCAUCACCUGCCUCGCUCCAGACGUCUUCAAAAAGGUUUUGGAUCGACACCUUUGGCCCACAGUGACGCACCAGAGCCAGUCUCUGCCAGCACCACAGGGUCCCACGCUCAGCUGCAUGGAGUCACUGUGCUGCUUCCAGCACGGACAGAGCGGCUGUUCACGUCUGGCCCGACUUCUGGACCAGGUGAGCGGCAGUUGUCAGAGCGUUGACACCAGGGCGUGUCCUGUCUCAGCCCGCAACAGGUCUUGGACCGAUGACACCUUCACGACUGACCGAAGCAUCUUGACUCUGUCCCCUCUGGAAGUCAGUCAUUGCUGAAGGGCCUGUGUCCAGUAAGAGGCCUCACCGUCUGGGGCUGAUUCAUUACACGAGACCAAAGUGUAGGUCUGGAGCAGAACUCUGAAAUCAGCUGGACUUCCAGAACCAGCAUCUGUGGUCCCAGCUGUCGUGUGCCUGUAGCAACAUUGGUUCUGACUCGGAAGCCAUAAAGACCAAUCUGAAUGUUGAAGUGCGGAUGUGUUCCGUCACCGCACUCCUGACUGUUACCAUGGACUCUGUCGAUCAUGUUUGUCCUUUAUUUAUUCUUUUCUCUUCUGUCUCUCUGCCGACGUCAUGUCUCUUCUGUGUGAUCACUGAAAACAGUGUUGAGAAAAGUUUGGGCUUCAGGGUCAGUCCUUUAUUUUACACAGCAGUUAACCAGGAUGUUCUGUCAUCAUACUUCG